AUGACAUUUGCGGGCAUGAACCACGUUGAUGCGCAUCUUCAUGACAACUUGGGAUUAUUGUCCGCCAGCGUUUGUUACAUUCUAUUCGCAAUUUCACCUUCUUCUUCCAAGCCAGAAGCACGUUGUGGAGACGGGAGGAGGAGCACACAUGGUUCCACUCGACUGUCAGAGUUUGACACUACUUCUUUCAACUGUGACUCGCUCCUCUCCCCGCAACGGGCCAACACUACUACUGCGCAAGCGCUCGCAGGUGACGUCACAUCCUCUGACAGUCACACCGAACGCCGUAUCAGACAAAGCAUGUUCCGAGCGCUAAGCACCUCCCUUUCACCAAAACCACCAUGUCUACCGCGAGGGGUAGCUCAACGGGAAGCCCUAGCAUUGAGAUUACAGAAAUCCGCGUUGAAUCCCAUCACAUCCUCAAAUCGGUCCAACUUUCGAUUGGAUCAAUGGUCAAAAUCAUUUGACAAGUUCGAUGUCGUCCUGAAGUUUAGCCGAUACGCAGGGGCAGAACCUCCGACGAGUGGCGACCUACGACCCACAACGGAUGAGUUAUUCAAGUUGGUCGAACGGUUCCGAGUCCUGGUCAUCGGCAAAGUGGCCCUCUUAUACCUCUAUUCUCAGGUAUUAGCUCACAGUUCGUUUUUACAGAGUGGUGUAGGGAAAUCUUCCCUUAUCAACGAAUGCUUCGGUGUCAAGGAUGCUGCGGUGGCUCAUUCAGAAGCUGGCGUGUCAAAUAUCAAUACUCCGAUUAUAGCCAGCGAAAACGGAAGAUUUGUUCUACACGACAGUCAGGGCUUCGAGCAUGGGGAGGGUGACAACUUCAAGAAAGUCGUUGAUUUUUUGAAAGUUCGGAAGGACAUGCCCAAUGUGAGGGAUCAGGUACAUGCUGUCUGGCUUUGUUUCCCAGUGUCCUUGUCUAAAGGUGAUCGUUUGUUCGAGGCUGGGGUGGAGGAGUUAUUCCGUAUGAAGUCCAACGGAGACCUUGGCCCAGUUCCUGUGAUCACCGUUUUUACCAAAUAUGAUAAGUUGGAAGAGCAGGUUGAAUAUGGUAACAAUCUAGAGUUCCACAAACGCAACAAACAUUUGGAUCGGGAAACCCGAAAUGCACGUCUUGCUGAGGAGACAGCAGCACAGUUCCAAGAGUUGUGUGUUGGUCCCUUCGAAAAGGUCGUCGGUAUAGACAUUCCGCACAUUGCCGUCUCAACCAAUAAAGAAUACAAGGAUACCAGAAAGAUGUUGAAUGAGCUUGUCCGUCUCACUGCUGACUGUGUUAAAAACACCCUGGCAGUUGACGUUGCUGAAGAUGUUGCGCUAGUCUCUGCCAUCGCCCAACGCGUGAAUCCAGCUGUAAAGAUCGAUGCGGGUUGGGAAGAAGCGUAUGAAUCUUUCGGCGUGCCCCUUGGUGAAAGUUAUUGGAUGGGUCUCGCAGCUAGCGUGAAUUUUCCAGGAAAAACUAUAGAAGAAUGCCUACGGGUUCUACAUACUGAUAUCGUUGAAGUGUGGAACAUUCAAGAUGGUUGCGGGUAUUUGGAAAGCAAGGAACUGAAAAAGCUAAUGUUCGAACUUGUUGGGAAUCAAUAUGACGAGCCGUCAGAUCCCAACACGAUAUUUCCCCAUGCUUAUUCGCUGCUUGGUGCCUUGACUAUGUUAAUUGGGGGUUUGACUGCACCUGCUGCUCCCAUUGUGAUUCCUAUUGUUGCGUCUCUCUUGCUGGCAAAAUGGAUUUUCGAUGUGUACAAGCAAUCGUAUGUCUUCCUCACUAUGCCAUGUCAAAAUGCUAAGCGGAAAAACCUCAGGGCACUCAUGCUACAACGUUUGAUGGCGUACAUCGUCGACUUCACGAUUAUUAUGCAAAUAAUUUUUGGCUUGGUGGUGAACGCCCGUCUGCGCCUUUCCCGCCGCUUGAUCAAGCUCGUCUUCAAGGCCUACAGCAUUUCAGACGAAAGGAGCAAAGUUCACAAGGAGAUUAAGGAACAUGUGAAGCUGGCAGGCCGCUUUGACCAGGAUGCAGCUCUGGCGAAGAUCAUCCAAUUGAUCAAGGAGUAUCAGAUGAAACCCGAGAUUAUGGAGGAGCUACAAAGUGCGGCUAAGGCCUUCGAGAACAAUGAAGACGAGGAUUGGGGCGUAGGCAAAACGUGA
Messenger RNA from Laccaria bicolor S238N-H82, 2142 nucleotides. RefSeq lists its product as uncharacterized. The transcript is spliced from 17 exons. The record is from RefSeq and is a predicted model, not a curated record. NCBI's taxonomy places the organism in Eukaryota, Fungi, Basidiomycota, Agaricomycetes, Agaricales, Hydnangiaceae. Bases 1 to 2142 code for a protein of 713 amino acids.